AUGGUACCAACGACUUACCUAGUGACGGAUGUUGCUUCGCACGCUUCACCAACACGCACACAAUUUGGUUCGGAUCAAGAAUCAUCAAAUAAGGCCAAUAUCUCUGUUGAUGCACACGAUAACACUUUAAUGCCAACCUCCGCAUUGCAAAGCCAAGUACCACAACAGCAAAUGCAAAACCAACAACAACAACAACAACAACGACGACGACAACAACAGAUACAGCAAUCACAACAACAAACACAAGAAGCCCAACAAGCAACCCAACCACACCAACCACAACACGCGCAGCAAUUCGCACAACCACCACAGCAACACACACAUCAACACAAAGAGCAGGUGACCCAACAACAGCCACCACAUGCACAGGCACAGGCACCAGUACCAUCACUGCAACAGAGUGUUACGCCAAGUGCAAUGCCACAAAGUGCAAUGCCACAAUCGCAUACACCUGCAACGCAGCCGUAUAGCACGGAAGGGAUGACUCCGCAGUCAACCCAACCACCACUGGCCGGACCGGAGCUUAACCAGUCACACCAGACAACAGCCCCUCAUGGACAGGCUCAUGCAGAUACCUCCAAGAGUUCGGCCAGCAUCCCUACCACUGGUGAAACCAACACCGUGGUCUUGAACACAGAGAGUUCCACAGAGAGUUCGACUCCAGGUGCGUCAUCUGCUGAACAGGUCAAUAGCACCGCAGAGACUGUACAGGACAUUACGCUGGUGCAGCCCACACUUCCAGCUGGCAAUCCCGAUGUGCCUAUCCUCCCCACUCAGCAAUAAAGUAUUUCCUCUGUAAUACCAGUAGGAUAUGAAAGUGUAUGGAAUACGUUUCCUCAGAAUUGUCUGUUUGGAAGGCAAGUAUAGACCUAUAGCCUUUUGCUUUCGCUCGUUGGAAAUUGCGAAUUGGUUUAACCAGAUAGAUGGAAGUAUCAACCAAUUCUCUUUGAUCCUCGAAAAUAACGUGAGAGUGUAUUGAGGAGUAUUUGCAAUUGUGAAGAAGUCGCGUGCGCCCGAUAUCACACCCGCUACAUCUCACACGUCCAUUCUGUAUGCUCAGAGACCUUUUCAUCGCCUGAGAAGUGCAGCGGCCCAAUUUAAUCGGUGCUAUUCGUGCUUGGCAGCACACAGCUCCUCAGCAACUGGAAUAGAGAAUAGCAGACCACCCCAAAUGAGUUGAUUCACACAGUACGAGUUUUGUGAUUAACCCCUCAUUGUAUGUCGUAGCUGGAUACACCUUCUCCAAUUCUGGGUGGUCAUGUACAUUCAAUAGACCUGAAAAAUCCAUCACCCCGUAAGCACAAUUGUAUCUUAUAAUAGGCACACUAAUUAUG
Sphaeroforma arctica JP610 is the source of this 1334-nucleotide messenger RNA. RefSeq lists its product as hypothetical. Bases 1 to 783 code for a protein of 260 amino acids. The record is from RefSeq and is a predicted model, not a curated record. The transcript has 3 exons. Lineage: Eukaryota; Ichthyosporea; Ichthyophonida.